Saccostrea cuccullata (small rock oyster) is the source of this 819-nucleotide messenger RNA. RefSeq lists its product as uncharacterized. Bases 1 to 819 code for a protein of 272 amino acids. The transcript is spliced from 2 exons. The record is from RefSeq and is a predicted model, not a curated record. Lineage: Eukaryota; Metazoa; Mollusca; Bivalvia; Ostreida; Ostreidae.
AUGUCCUCCCCCAAACCUAGAUCAUCAUCAAUGUCCUCCCCCACACCUAGAUCAUCAUCACUGUCCUCCCCUACACCUAGAUCAUCAUCACUGUCCUCCCCUACACCUACAUCAUCACUGUCCUCCUCCACACCAGCUGGUAGAUCAUCAUCACUGUCCUCCCCCACACCAGCGGGAAGAUCGUUAUCACUGUCCUCCCCCACACUUAGAUCAUCAUCAAUGUCCUCCGCCACAGCAGCUGGUAGAUCAUCAUCACUAUCAUCAUCAUUGCCCUCCCUCACACCAGCUAGUAAAUCUUCAUCUCUGUCCUCUCCCACAUCAGCUGGUAGAUCAUCAUCACUGUCCUUCGUCACACCUAGAUCAUCAUCUCUGUCCUUCCCUACACCUAGAUCAUCAUCACUGUCCUCCCCUACACCUAGAUCAUCAUCACUGUCCUCCUCCACACCAGCUGGUAGAUCAUCAUCACUGUCCUCCCCCACACCAGCGGGAAGAUCGUUAUCACUGUCCUCCCCCACACUUAGAUCAUUAUCAAUGUCCUCCGCCACAGCAGCUGGUAGAUCAUCAUCACUGUCCUCCCCCACAACAGCUGGUAGAUCGUCAUCAUUGUCCUCUCCCACACCAGCUGGUAGAUCAUCAUCACUGUCCUCUCCCACACCAGCUGGUAGAUCAUCAUUACUGUCCUCCCCUACACCAGCUGGUAGAUCGUCAUCAUUGUCCUCUUUCAAACCAGCUGAUAGAUCGUCAUUACUGUCCUCCCCCACAAUAGCUGGUAGAUCGUUAUCACUGUCCUCCCUCACACCAGCUGGUAGAUCGUCAUAA